CACUAGUAGAACAAUUAAAUUAUAUGCAGGAUAUUAUACCCCCGGAACUACAUACAUGAUAUAGUGAUCAUAUGUUAUCGAUAUGGCUUAAAUGACAAAAAUGCUUAAUAAAUUACAUCUCAUUCGUUGGAAAAAACGACGAUUUAUUACCACAAUAAAAACAUUUCUUAUUUAACGAUUAUAACCAAAGCUUCACUGAAGUUGUAUUGAUAAUAUUUACAUCAAAAUGGCGUCGGUAAAAGUUGCUGUUCGCGUACGGCCUCUAAACCAAAGGUGUGUAUAAAUUUUUGGCGCAAUAUUUUGAACUAUAUUUAUGGUUAGAGGUUUAUAUUACUACGUAAUUUUCUCAAUAUAGGGAAAACGAAAAAGCUGCUUCAAUUAUCAUCGAAAUGGAGGGAAAAAAGACGAAAAUUUCGAACUUUAAAGUAAGUACUACGUCGCGUGAUCGGGUCAUGGACAAGUUUGUUUCAAAAUGAACGUGAUUUCGUUUUAUUUUACCGGUAAUAUAUCGUUUUAAAUAUUGCACUUUGAUCUCCCUUUUUAGGCUAGUUCGGUAGAAAAAGUUAAAGAGUUUACAUUUGACCAUUCGUACUGGUCUGCUGAUCGACGAAGCAGAAAUUACUCGAAUCAAGAAAGGGUAUAAUUAUAUUUUUACUUUCAUUUUUAAACAUAGAAAAAAUGCUUUCCUUCCAAGUAAAUUCAAUAAAAUAGUGUACAUUACAAUGCUAUAUUAUUACAGUAAGUGUCAUGUUGUCAACAUAGCUCUUUAAAUCUCGCUUGUCUUUUUAUAAUAUUUUGUCUAUCCCCCAUGAUCUUUUGACUUUGUUAUGAUGGUCUGUGGAAUAUUUGAUUAGCUCUAGUUAUUUCCGGAAUUUGUCAUCCUGCUGUCAUAUCCCAAGGAAUUUGUACAUUUAUAUUUUAUCAUGUGCUAUGAUUGUGCAAUAAUUGACUGGCUGUAAAAAGCUAUAAAUUCGAGAUGAUUUUCAUAAAUUUGUUACAUAAAUGUUGCAAUUGAAUAUUAACUAUUCUAAUUGAUCUGAUUUUAGAAUAAGUCAGGCAUUAUAUUUUUUGUUUGGAAAAAGCUUUUUAAAUUUAUAUAUUAGGUACACAUUAUAAAAUUCCUUCAGGGCUUAUGUAAUGGAAUUGUUUGGAUAAUUGUUAAAUUUUAGCCCAUGUUUAUAUUAAAUAUAAGUUUAUUAUCAUUAAACCAUGCUGUUAAAAAAACACUUUUUAAUACAGCCUUCCGGAAAGUACAUCACUUUGGCUAUAGAGCCUCAUUUUUGUGUAUGUGACAUUCAGUGGCAUAACUAGAGCAUUAAUUGGGGGGUGGGUGUAUAUUCAUAUAUUCGUGUUCUGCCCGACAAAUUUCUUUUGAAAUGAACUUAAAAACAAAGAAAUUCAAAAGAAAUUUGUUGGGCAGAACACGAAUAUAUGAAUAUACACACCUGGGCAAUUAAUGCUCUAGUUAUGCCUCUGGUGACAUUAGUUAAAAGUUUAAAACCCAAUCUCUCAAUCAUAAAAACAAGGCUCUAUAACCAAUGGGAUGUACUUUCUGGAAGCGCAUAUUGAAUUUGUUCACUAUGCCCAAGUCAAGCAAUUUGAUAUGUGUUGUACAUGUUUUAGGUGUUUAAUGAUCUUGGUUCAAUGAUUCUAAAAGCAGCAUUUGAAGGAUACAAUGCGUGUAUUUUUGCAUAUGGCCAGACAGGUUCAGGCAAGACAUACACGAUGAUGGGAGACUCGGUAUGAUUUUAUUUCUCCCAGUUAGUUGAUGAUAUAAUUGUCCAUGAUUGUUCAUGUUGUUUGUCAUUCCAUAACACAGUCUCUCUUUGCAGCAAAAAGACCCUGGUCUUAUUCCCAGGAUUUGUGAGGUAAUAAAUUUAGAAAAUAGUUAUUGUAACUAUAACUGAUAAUAAAUGACCAUUAGCUUCUCAUCAGCUUGUAAAAGAGGUAUUUAUUAAUUUUCUGUCAUAUCUAGGCAAUGUUUUCAAAAAUGAAUGCAAACAAAGACCAAGGGGUUUCAUAUCGAACAGAAGUGAGGUGCGAAUUAAGUUUCAAAAAUACUUUUCUUUCUGUGUGAUGUGCAUAAGUUUUCAUUUAACCCAUUCAAUCCCUACACUUUCCCUUGACUUAUCUGAUGUUAUAAGACCAUCUAAGAAAGAAAUUAAAUGAGGACACACUACACUCUAUAGGUAUUGUAUGUUUACAUUGCUUUAUGUAUAUAUUCAGUUAUCUAGAGAUUUAUAAGGAACAUGUGAGAGACCUGCUUCGUCCUCCAGCAAAAGGAACGACACAACACAAUCUGAAGGUUCGAGAGCAUCCAAGGGACGGCAUUUAUGUUCAAGGUACUAUAAUAUUCCCCACUGACCACUUCCUCCCCUAUUAUCAGCUAGUCUUUGGACCAUGUGCCAGAAGCUGUUUACCCAGAAUAUAAGACUGCUGUAGCUCUCUCAUAGACACUAUGCCUCAGCUGGUGGUCAGCCCUCAGCCUACUAGAUCGACUUGAAUUCAUCACUGUAUGCAUUCCUGCAAGCAAUUCUGAAAAACAACUUCACAAACUUUUCUGUCUUGUAUAGAUCUCACAAAACAUCUUGUCUCAGACUUCGAAUGCAUUCAUAACCUGAUGAUUGAAGGCAGUAAUGUGAGGUAGGAAGAACAGUGCAUGACAUUUUUGUGUUGUUAAUAAAUAGGUUUUCUCUGUAAUUAUAUUGUUUUGGGUUAUAUUACAUGUAAUUGUCUAGUAAUUGCUCCAGCAGUCAGUCUUUGUAGUAAUGAAAUGAGUCAAUAUCUCAAGAGCUUAAGCAAGCAAUAUUUUUGCCAAUUCAAUGUCACACAUACAUAAUUACAUUGUUAAUUAUGGUGUCAGCAGUCUGCUUGACAAAAUCAAGAAUGGCAGUCAGUGCAAUUUCAUGUUCAUGAUUUCAAACAAGAACGGCUUAAAUUGUCAUCUACAUUAUGCUCGAUUUACUUCCGGACAGCAUUCACAAAUUAAAAACAUUGCUUGUUUGAACUCUGUAAUAAAUUGUAAAAAUCUAAUUUUUAUUUUUACCAGAGUGACAGCAAGUACAAACAUGAAUGACGUCAGCAGCAGAUCUCAUGCUAUAUUCACCAUCAGUUUCACCCAGGUAUUGUCUAGGUUUCUUACACCUUUCCGGCACAUAUACCAAAGUUCUGUAUGGUUUUCAAGAUCUUUCUUUUUUUAGGCAAAAUUUGACCAUGACAUGCCAAGUGAAACUGUUAGUAAAAUCAACCUUGUUGAUCUAGCAGGAAGGUUAGAAAUUUCAUAUUUUUUCAACCAAUUUCCGUUUUUGAUUCGUCUUUCCUGAUGAAAAUUAUGAACUAGAUAUGUAUGAAAAAGCGUGAAGUUAUUGAGCCUGAAUGCCUGAUAUAGGUUUUCUCUUAUCUAUCAAAAGGGUCCACAAUAUAUUUUUCAAAUUCCAUGCUUACUUCAUACCUGUUUCUCUGUUGAAAAAUUUGUUUAUUGCAAAAUUUUGGUAAUGUACAGGUAUGUUUUGUGCACACUCAAUUGAAAUGUUUCUUAAAUAACCACAUAAAACGAGUCUGUGUAGUUCUCUAUGUAAGUCAUUUGAAGUUUUCUGUGCGUACACGUACGUUGAAAAACGGAGCCUAAAGACCGAGUCUCUUGUGUUUCAGUGAGCGAGCAGAUGCUACGGGUGCCACAGGAGAGAGAUUGAAGGAAGGUGGACUGAUUAACAAAUCUCUUGUCACGCUGGGAACUGUUAUAUCACAUUUAGGUAAUGAGAAAAUUACAAUUGGUGAAAUAAUCUUUCUCAGGAUUUUGGGCAUCCUGUUCUUAAAAUCUUGAUAUUUACACAUAUACCUAACACUCAGGCAUCACCUAAUACUACAAGAACUUCUGGUUAAUGCUUGGUAACUGGACUGCACAGCUCAGUGGUCAGAGGGCUGCACCAGGUGGCGAGCGUUAACGAGGCCCACCAAGGCCAAGGGGUUAUGACCGACAGGCGACAUUCCUUAAAAAGAGGCGACAGACUAUCUAAAAAAGAGCGACAAACAACAGCUUCUGACUGGGAAAAAGCGACAAAUUACGAUUUGUGUUAUGGGUUAAAAGUGACAGCGACAUUUAUUACAAUAAAACUAGCGACAAAGUCAAAGCAGCCACAAAAUGAGUGACAAGCGACCUGGGUUACACCCUUGGUGGGCCUCGUUAACCACAACUAUAAGUUGAUGCAUGUAUGGAUUUUCGGGUGUGCGGGUUAUGAUAAGACGCACUUGAAAUAUUUCUUCUGCACUUCACUUGGUUCAAACUGAAUAUUGAAGUACUAUUUAAAACAUGAGCAGCAGUGUUUUAUCAGAUACAAUGAUACGAGGCGAAGCCGAGUAUCUUUAGGUCUGAUAAAACACGCACUGCGAAUGUUUUAAAUUGCUUCAAAAACGAUCGAUCUAGUAAGUUCGAUCAUUGGCGAAGUAAUUUUCAAAAAAUACGUUGUGUAAGUCGAGAAAAUCGAAGUUAAAGUUUAUGUAAAUCAAGGGAAAUCUCUCACACACAAAGAUACGACACGCUUACGAUUUUUCUUUGUGUUUGCCCCAUAAAUUAUUAAUGCGUUUUUGAAGAAAAAAACCCAGAAAACACUUUUAUAAAAAAAUCUUUCUUAAAAAAUCGGCCUAAAGUUGCAUUUUGCGUACUUGUUCCCGGUUAGAUCUAAAGUUGUAUAUAUUUUUACGUCCGAAAAUUAUAUAAGAUUUGUGAUUAGAUAUUUGUCUAUAUAACAGCUACAAAAACCCUUCAUUUAAUGAAAAGCGCAUUUUCCACGAGAACCGACUAAUCUUUUACUGGAAGUACAGUAAAGCCUUGUUUUAUACACUAUCAAAGUUUAUGUGAUCACAUGCAGUAGGAAUUUUGCAUCAUUAGGUAAAUUCUAAGUUUUGAAGGAUUUGUAAGAAAUGUUUGAGGAAACUGACUCAGCGUUAAACACUAAGUUAGUUCUCUCAAACAUUUCUUACAAAUCCUUCAAAACUUAGAAUGUACCUACAAUCUUUGCCAGAAACUAUGGGACAGCUGCUGUAAUUUCAUAUAAUUUGAAAGGAAUAGCGCCCCCCGUUCCCCCAGUUCAAUGUUGGGCCAACAAAAAUCUGAUGUCUGGAUGCGCGGCGCCAACAUUGAAACGGGUGGGAGGAGGGAGGGUGGAAAAUAUGUAUCAGGAAAUGGUAUAUUACAACCGAAUGCAUGUGAAAACUAGAUUGUCCCAAUCUAUAUUGUCAAAGAUUGUAUAUGCAAAAUUCCUACUGUGAUCACAGAAACUUUGAUAGUGUAAAUCAGUCUGAAGUAUACUUCCGUCAGCUGCUCCCGAGCUGAGUAAUUACUGUUCGGUACACGGUUGAAUGCACUGCAAAACAAUCCAAAACGUAAAAUUACAGUCGUUAAUUUUGUAAUGGCAUUCCUUGGUUUUGUUUCGCAUGCAAAUUCAUCUUCGAACUUUUACAAUUGCAAUUUCACAUGUGUGCAAGACAAUGAAUGAAUGAGCUAUGGAUUUCCGUCACUGGGUGUCAAUGUUGCAGCGUUCAUCUUCAAGUAUUUAUACUGCUAGCUAUAGCUGAAGCAAUGUAAUAACAUGAAUAAAACUUCUGUAAAGUAUAGAAAUACGAAAAGCAUAUCAAAUUUGACGAGAAUCCUCCAGUAUGGCCUAUAUUUCAGUAAGUGUUACGGAACGGCAGAUGUUGUUCAAAUUUUGACACUUGCACUAGGAGCAAGCUACCAAGCUACAUCUCUUCUUCUGUUUAUUUGUCACCAAAUACAAUACUACUACAUCUAAUGAAGAGAACUAACAUCAUUUUCCCAAUAACUGCCAUCGUCUAUUGACCACUCUCUGGUCCACGAUAGUGCUUAAAUUAAACAGUUUAAGAAAGCUUCGGAUUGAUAGGGAUACAACGACCUGAAAAAUACAAGGAGAACUUCGACGUUUCGAGCGAAAGCCCUUCGUUGGGAAGUUAGUAGUAAACGUAGUCAGUCACUAACUUCCCAACGAAAACCUUCGCUCGAAAAGUCGAAGUUUUUUACUUGUAUUUUUCAGGCAGUUGAAUCCCUAUCAUUCCGCCAUUUUUUUUUGGUGGAAAAUUUUCCUGAGUGGAAAUUUUUUCGUUGAAAAUUUUCAACUUUUAACAAUGAUAUUUUCGUUAAAUUUUCUGCUAUGGACAACUAAUAAUAUUAACUUCAAACGUUUUUUAAAUUCCUUUUAGCUGACGUUUCCAUGCAUCCACAAAAGAAGAUAUUUAUUCCUUAUCGGGAUUCAGUGUUGACGUGGUUACUGAAAGAUAGUCUGGGAGGAAAUUCGAAGAAAGUUAUGAUUGCAAGUAUGUCCAUAAACACUCUGCAGAAUUAGUCUUAGCGAUACGAUGCAUGGUAGUUAUCUGGUUUCCUAGACUAAUUUUCUAGGCUGUUGUGCAGGAAUGAAUACUCGUGUAGGAGGAAUGACAGUUGAGAGGUUCAAAUUUAACUUUCACUACCGCUGUCAUUAACCAAUCAGAUACGUUUAAUCUACCAGAUUAACCAAUCUGAUAUGUUUAAUCUACCAGAUUAACCAAUCAGAUACGUUUAAUCUACCAGAUUAGCCAAUCAGAUACGUUUAAUCUACCAGAUUAACCAAUCAGAUACGCAUUAAAGCCUUGGGCAAACUAGGAAACAUUGUUGCGGAAACAUUGUGAUUCGCCAAACUAACUUUUAAGAGAGCUGGGAAUAACAGUACCCAACCCGACAAAUUGUUAGAUUGAAAGUAAAAAACAUUUUUCAAUGUCAAUUUUGUUUAGCUAUUUCACCCGCGGACAUCAACUACGCAGAAACAUUAAGUACUCUGAGAUAUGCAAACCGCGCGAAGAAUAUCAUUAAUAAACCCACGGUGAACGAAGAUGCUAAUGUGAAGUUGAUACGAGAACUCAAGGCUGAAAUUGAUCGUCUCAAGGCUAUGGUUAAUCCGGUGAGAAAAAUAUUUUGUUUUUAUGAUUUUAACCAGCAGCGUCGCUGUUACCAUCUACAUCACCUCCACCAAGAUCACCACCGCUACAAAUAAACCCCUUCACUAGUAUGUACUGUAUAACCACCAUCAACACCACUAUCGUUUUCACUGUCAUUACCACCAACAUCGCCAACACCACCACAACACCAUCACCAGUAUGUAUCACCAUCAUUUUCACUCUCACAAUCGACAUCACCAAUACCACAAUUAACACCAUCACUAAUAUCUGUCACCGCCAUCAACACCCAUCAUUUCCACUGUCACCAUCAACAUCAUCACCAUCACAAUUUACACCUGUAUCACCAUGCAUCAUCAACAAUAUCGUUUCCAACGUCACCAUCAACUGAUCAACAUUACCACAUUGUCAAUAUUUUGAUGCAAACAUAGCAACUACCAAAAAUUUGAUCCUUAAAUAGAUCAAAUUUUCGAUAUCCCGGAGCCCGAAAAACUAUGAACACGACCCACGUUUCACUGCCAAUAUUUACUAUUCUCAUUCGAUGCUUUGUUGUACCUCCCGACUAGUUUUCGGAUUUUUAAUACAUCUGAAAAUAUUCCCUUUCACAUUUGAGUAUCGUAUUAGUGAUAUUUACUCCAAAUUUAUUGGUUGAUUCUACAGGAAGCGCUCGGGACAGCAGAACUGGCAGCGGCAAAGAAACUAUCAGAAAACGAAGCGAGAGUUAGCGAGCUUACCGACAAGUGGAAAGACAGAUGGCGAGAGACACAAAAGAUUUUAGAAGUAAGCUUUUGUUUAGUACUUUCAUAUGUUCAAUAAAUUAUAAAAUUUAGUUGUCGACCGUUCAAUUAUUCAAUCAGUCAUUAAUUCACUUGUUUUCAACCGUGCUUGUAUUGUUAUGAUGUUAUAGGAAAGAGAAAUGGCUUUACAAAGAGAAGGUGUUGGAAUCAAAAUGGAUUCAUGUCUUCCUCAUCUCGUUGUGGUGGACGAUGAUUUAUUCAGUACAGGAAUCGUUGUUUAUCAUUUAACAGUAUGUUAUCAAUUACUUACAUUCUAUGUAAUCUAACUUUUACAUUGUAUUCUUACCCUCUGUUGUCAAAGGUAGUAUAAGAUUUACUGUAGGCCUUCUAUUUUUAAUUCCAUCGCAAUUUUCGUCGCUAUUUAAUUAUAUGAAUUUUGACACCACUUUACAGUGAGGAAGUUAGGAAGAAAUUAGGGGCGGAACUGGAGCAAAGGAAUGGCACUGGCAAGAAAUAGAAGCUCUGACGCCAUGCCUACUAAAUGCCAGCCCAAGGUUGACCAAUACUGUCAAAGUCAGCGAAGUAACAUUAACUUUCUUAUUACGCUUAACAGGAAGGUCGGACGACCGUUGGUCGAGAAGAUGCAUCUCAAAAACAAGACAUCGGUAAGUUCACAACUUUUCCAAUGGUUUACACAGUCCAUUCAUCUCUUCAGUUUCCCUAGUCUUCUGGCCCCCUUUCGUCCAAGCUUCAAAAUAAUAAAAUAUCUCUGACCUGUUCUCCUUCAUCUCAUAUCAUGUGUCCAUACUAUCUCAGCCUUGUUCCCCACAUCUUCUCUGCAAUGUUUACGACCCCAUAUCUUCUGAUCCCUCCAUUCCAUAAUAUCUCUGAUCAACUUUCCUUCAGUUCUUAUUACGUAUCCGCAACAUAAUUCUAUAUUUUCAUAUUUCAGUAAUCAGUGGACCAGACACAAGCAAGGAACAUUGUAAUAUUGAGAACACGACAGGCAAUGUUGUCCUAAACCCUCUCUCUUCCCUCUGUACUAUCAAUGGAAAUAAAAUCGAAAAACCCGCUAAACUUUACCAAGGUAAGAAAAGAUUACAAUGCUUUUGGCGCUGCCGGACAUUUUCCAGUAUAUAUUACAUUAUUAUUCAGUUCACUCCCCAUUGCAUGGGGCUUUUCAGUGACCGAUUAAGUCGAGUAUUACGCUUAUUUAUGUUACUUACUUAGCCUGGUUUGGUGGUACAAGUUUAAUUCCUGCUGUUAUUAUGUCUAUAAGUAUAAUUUGAUGUUAUGAACUACAGCAAAAAUGUCAUUUAAAAUGGUUCUUUUUCUCAUCAAAUCACUGAACACUGUAUUCCAUAUUCUGCGGAAUUCGUUAAUUAGGUUAGGUUAGUCUCUAUUUCCAGAAGAAAGGAUUCAUAAAUUUUGUUUAUAUUUCAGGCGAUGUUAUUGUUUUGGGGAAGACAAAUUUAUUUCGGUUUAACCAUCCGCAAGAAGCCGCCGAAUUGAGAGAAAAAAGAAAGGUACCAUAACUUGAAUAAUAAAUGCAAAAUUUUACAUACAAGUCAAGGUUUGUGGUUAGCUUGUGUAGAGCAAUAAAGUCAAUGAAAUUCUUAAAUUUUUACCAUUCCACAAUUACAUGCUUUUAUUUUUAUUAGUUUUGAAAUUUGAGUCCUUUCUGUGUGUCUGGUUCCGUUUGUCUGUCACAUUAUAUAUAGCUUUUAUUUGUUUUUGUAUUUCAUUUUUUCACUGUUUUAGACUAUGAAUAAAAAUGGUAUGAAUCGCGCGAAUAUGAUGUCGAAGUUUCGCAGCGAGUCAGAUUUACUAAGAGGUUUUAUUACAGGGUAAAUUUCUAUAUAUGUCAUUGUGAAAUUAUAGUUUAUUGUUUAUAUUCAUUGGUUGCGUAUUUUUAAUUUUGUCUUUUUCCUUACAGGAGUGAGCGCGAGGAAAAAUUGACCCGCGAACUGGAUCAAGCGAGGUGGGUAAAGGCCCGUUUACACGGGCGAUUUUUGCUGCGAUUUCAGUUGCGAUUUUCUCCUUUUGGAGCAUGCGAAGGAGUAGAUCAGUUAUAAAUUUUCCAGAUUAUGAAAUCUCAACAACAUCAUUGAGUAAUCUACUCCUUCACAUCCUCCAAAAGGAGAAAGUCGCAACUAAAAUCGCAGCAAAAAUCGCCCGUGUAAACGGGCCUUUAAGGCCUGUUUACACUUGCAAUUUUUACUGCGAUUUUAGGUGCGAUUUUGUUCUUCUGACGGAUGUGAACGAGUGGAUUAGUUAUGAAUGUUCCGAGUAUGUGCUCCCUCAUUUGAACAUUCCUAACUCAUUCACUCGUUCACAUCCAUCAGAAGAAGAUAACGCCUUUAUGCAUGUGGAUGGUGCAUGGUUCUUGCACCUCAGUAUCCAGGAUUCGAUUCCUGCAUUACACAGUUUUCUGAUCAUAAUUUUACCUCAGUCACUUGAAAGAAUCUUGAGUGCUUCCAGUUUGACUCUACCAAACAGCGCAGAUUUUCUCCAGUUUCCUCCUGUAGUAUUGUAAUAACAUUGGACGGAUAAGGAUUGGCCCUUAUUGGACCUAUCCGGAAUAAACAAAGUUAGUUUAGUUCAGUUUAAUGAGUUGUGUGUGUUUUAUUUUUCUUCAAAGGAAUCUUUUGGACAAACAGAAGCAAGACGAAUCAUUACGUCUGGAGCAGGCGAAGUAUGUUUUUGUUUUGCCUUUAUGAUUGUACUGUAAUCAUUGUUGCAUAAUUGUUAUUGCGUUUUGUACGAGUUUUUGAUGUUUAAUGUUUUCAGAGAUGAACUAGCCGCUCAGAUUCAAGAGGAAUCCAAGAGACUUGAGGAAACAAGGUACUGUCAUGCUUUUGAACGGUCUGUAUCAGUGUAUGUAGUGGCAAUAAUAAGAAAGCUUCAGGUUGAUAAGGCCAAAAAAAAAAUGUGGGUUUCCGGUUUCUUCUUAUAAAAACUUAGGUAGGGUAGGUCGGUUUUAACUUUUUUUUUUAAACUUUUUUUUUUUAAUUUUCCGAACAAGCGGACGCCAUUUUGUUUAGUCAGUGCUUCCACAUCCAAAGAUAAAUUUCCCUAAUGUUGCCUCAAAAUUUCAAUUUUCCACAAACUUUUUCCUCUAAGUGGAAACACUUACAAGCAUGAUCCAAUAAAAAAGUUUAGGGUCGGGAUUUCGACGUCCAAAAGCUAGGUAGGGUCGGGAAACCGGAAACCCACAUAUUUUUUUUGGCCUAGGGAUACAACUACCUGAAAAAUACAAGGAGAACUUUGACGUUUCGAGCGAAGGCAUUUCGUCGGGAAGUUAGACGAAGGGUCUUCGCUCGAAACGUCGAAGUACUCCUUGUAUUUUUUAGGUAGUUGCAUCCCUAUCAAUCCAACACUGUCAUGCUUUAUUCAUGAGUGUCUGUAUUGAUCUCUAGUUGAUAUUAGUGAGCUUAAGCAAGUGACGUUUUUGACAACACGAACGGCAUGAGUAACGUCAGAAGUCUGGGUCAAGGGCUGUGAUUGGUGAAAAACGUCAAUUUUACUUCCGCUCGACGUCCGUGUUGUCAAAAACGUCACUUGCUUAAGCUCACUAAUAUUGUUUAUUACUCCACAGACAAGAGCUGGAACAGCAGAGAGCAGUAGUUAGUACCCAGGCGGAAAGAGCGGAUAAAACUAGGUAUGCCAAGUCGUAUUUAGUAAAGUACUGUUAAUAAUGGUAAUGUGAUGGUUACAAUGGUGUUUGUGAUGGUAUUGGUGGUAGUUCUAGCGAUAAAGGUGGUGAUGGUAAUGAUAUUGGUAGUAAUGAUGAUGGUGGUGGUGGGUGGUGAUGAUGGUUAUUAUGAUUGUGGUGAUGUUUGUGUAAUAGCCCAUGGUGUUGUGGUAGUGAUCACUGAUGAUGGUGGUGAUUGUUAUUAUAAUGGUGUUGAUAAUGGUGGUGGGUGGUUAUUAUGAUGGUGGUGUGACGGUGAUGACCGUCGUGGUGUGAUGGUGGUAAUGAUUGUGAUGUUGAUGACAGUGAACAAGAUAAUGAUGGUGAUGGUAGUGAUGGUGAUGAUGGUGGUGUUUUUUUUACUCAUUCACAUUGUCAAACAACGUGUGUCCCUUUCAGGGCCGAAUACGACAAAUUAGAAGAAAAACACCGCAUCUCUGAGACGGAUCGUCGAAAACAGGAACUCAUUUACAAACAUGAACUUGAAAGUCGUAUGAUGAAAAUUGAAAGCCAAAAUGACGAACUUGAAAAACUUCAAGAGCAAUUCGACCAUGUUGAAAAAGUCAUGGAACGUGAAAUUGCUGAAGUGAAGGGAAAAAUUUAUGAAGAAAAACGGGCGAAGAUCGAGGAGCUUGAUAACGAGGUUAAGAGAUUGUUAUUGCUUCAGACGGAGAGUAAGAUCGCGCGCAAAGCAAGGGAGGAAGAGAUGGUAGCUUUGCAAAUGAUUUGGAAAAAAGAAACAGGGAAAUUGUCUGAGGAGAAGGAGAUUUUGAGUUCACUUGAGAAUGAUCUUAGUUUGCUGGAUAAGGAUAUUGAAGAGGUGAGAUUGGACAAAGAUUAUUUGUUUUCCACUGUGAUAAAACAGUUAUGUUCUUCCUAAAGUAAUACUAAUCCUUCUAAAAGUAAUGAGUAAGGGACGGCCCGUUACUAGACCUCAAAGAAGAACAGUUAGGAACUGCCAAUGUUAAUAUAGUUUCUAUAGUAUAUAAUUCUUUCUCUACUAAAAUUUGAACAAUAAGGAAUGCCGGAAUGGUCAAUCGAAUAUAAUAUAAUGGAGCUAUCCAAAAUAUAGUCUGUUUAGUGUAGGUUUCCUUUUGCAGUAACACUUUGCCAAUAAGGGAUAACCAUUAUUGAACCAGAAGGAAGAUCUGUUUAGAACUGAUAGAACUAUCCUGACGUAUUGUGUUGUAUCAUUCUAUUGUUAUUCUUGUGUAUUUGUUUAACAAUAGUAUACUGUACAUUAUUAUGAUUAUUAUGUACUAUUUAAAGCACGCGUAGGAGUGUUUUAUCACAUAUAAAAUACGACGCGUAGCGGAGUGUUUUAUAUGUGAUAAAACACUCCUACGCGUGCUUUAAAUAGCUUAAAAAACGACUCGUCUUAUACGAGUUCAUUGGCGAAGUAAUUUUUAAAAUAAACUUUGUCUAAACCGAGAAAAUCAAAGCUAAAGUUUAUGUAAAUUAACAUCAUUUUUUUAUCACAUAUAAAACCACGACACGCUUAUGAUUUUUCUUUGUGUUUUCCUCCUGAAUUAUUAAUGAGUUUUUUAAUAUUAUAUAUCGUACUGCGCGUUAUGCUGAUAUAUUUUUUAAACCUUUUUCAGGAAAGAACGAAAGCUGGUGAUUACGAGCAACUUGAACGCGACAGAGUAAAACUUGUGAGAAAAAUUCUAAAAUCAAAAGAACGAAUUUCAUACUUAUACAAAGAACGAGAAAAUGCUGUUGGAAAGAUACAAAAACAUCUUCAAAAUGAACGAGAAGUUUUGGACUGGGAAGUCGACGAAAACAGGAAAGACAUUCGUGAACGGAGGCAAGUAUUGGAGGAACGUUUAAACGAGUUAGAAGCUGAAAAAGAUAUUGCUGCCGAUCAGUUAGCAGAGGCUGAGAUUGAGUUAAGUAAUAAGAUUGCUGAAGAAGAUAGGAUUAUCCACGCAGCGCAAGAGCAGCUUUUUAAACUCGAGGAAGAAAUAUUACAGACGCUACGAGCUGAUAAUACGGAAUUGAAAGCGAAACAGGUUAAAUUUGAUGAGGAAAGUAAAGAAAGAAGUCUUCUGAUCGCCAAGGAAAGGCGGGAUGUUGUUGAACUGGAGAAUAAAGUUGAAAAAUUAAGGAAUAAUAGUCUGGGUGGUGAAAAUGGCAACGAGAGUGAAUUGCAGGAUGUUGAAGCUCAGUUGGAGGUGCAGAAAACACGGCUACGUGAGCUGGAAGAAAACGCAAUCGUUGAGGAAAGGAAAUCAGAAGAGCUAUUGGCUAUGGCCAGUAGAGAUUUCAAACAGAAACAAGCUAAUAGUGAAGUGAAUUUAGACGCCGAACGAACCAAGGUAGAACAGUUUAAAAACGACAAACAAAAUACCAUUAAAGAGUUUGCAAAGAAAGUUAGUCAUUUUCGAGAAAUGGUAGAAGACGCUCAAAGUAAACUUCAAGAUGAUAAAGAAAGGUUGAAGGAGUUAGAUCUUGAGGAGGAGGCACUACAUCAGAAACUUGAAGACGGGAUCGUCUCAAUUGCACGUAAACUAUCCGAGGGUAUAGAAACCGCACCGGAAGAUGUGUCCAUAGAGAGUUUAAUACAUGACUUAGAUGUGGCCAAUAAUUCCGGUCGUACGGAAGUCUCCCAAAAAGAGGAAAGUAUGAGCCGGGAGUUGGAUAAGAUAAAAAAUAAUCAUAAAGUUUUGGAGGAAAGCAUCUUGGCGGAAGAGAAUGAAAAGGAAAGAAUUGAAAAUGACUUGAAGGAAAUGCGAGAAGUGUUUCAGAAGGACCGUACAGGAGAAAAAAUGGAAAUCAUCCAAUUUGUGGAAAAAUUUGAAGGCGAGGAAUCUAUGGUUAAACCUGAGAAUGAAAGGUAUAAUUUAAGAUGAUUCGUUUGUUCAAAACAGCAUAAUUUAAGAUGAUUCGUUUGUUCAAAACCGGGAUGGAUCCAGCAUGAUCACGAGUUGUGUCGGUCAUGUGUACCGCCCGCCCAUCAUCAUAUACGGUAUUGUAAUUGUUGUUCACAGUCCGCUUAUUAUCAUGUUAUUGCUCAAAUUACUGUAUCUCAUUUUGUCUCCAUUAUUUUUUGCUUUAUCACGAUAAAUAGAACCCCCCUGCACCCUCUCUGGCCAGGGCUAGGCGGUGCACACGCCUGCCCCCACACCCCAGUAAAUCCAUCCUUGUUUCAAAACUCGACCAACUGAUAUACUUAUGUCGGUUGCCAGCCAGUUUAUAUUGUCGGAUAACUUGCAUGCCCAUAGUUACCACUGUUUUGAUAAUGUAACAAUAGAAUGAAACAGAGAUUCGUGUUAACUAAUUAAGGUUUGGGAAAACACGGAAACAUUGAGUCAAAAUCACUAUUACCAAACAAGAAUAUGUUUCUGAAUUUCUGGGGAAGUAUUCUUUCUUAUAAGCAAAUUUUAUGUCCGCAACAAUGUUUCAAGGCUGGGCAAGCCGAGGAAACUUUCAAAUUUUGAAAAUGUUGACUUGUUUGGUCAAGUCGUUAGUUUUCGUUCACGCUCAACUUAUUUAUGUAUUCUUACCUGUAGUGGGACAGACUCCGCGAUGUUUCUGGAGGUACAAAAAGCUCGCAAAGAACACGAAGAAGUCGUGUUAAAAUUGGAACUCGAGAAACAACAACUGCUGUUAGAAAACGAACGCCUGGAACGAGAAAGAUUGAAGGAAAAACAAAUUACUGAACAAGAGCGUCUGGCGCUGGAGCGAGAUAAGAUGGACGAAAUACAGACUGUGAUACGAGAAAAGGAAAGUGAACUGAGUCUCAUGAAAGAAGAAGCACAAGACAAAAUUGUCGAGUUGAAGAAAAAAUUGGAAACUUCUGAUAGGUAGGAACAAAGCUUGGUUUUCAUUUUUUUCGUGCCUAUCGUGAUGAAGUCGUAAUCCUAAACAUCAGCACUCGUGGUCACCACAAGGUCACCACGAGGUCACCACGAGGUCACCACGACACGAGGUCACCACGUGGUCACCACGCUUGCCUUUCAAUCCCUGGUCGGACCUCUACUCAAGGUCUUAAGAUAAUUGAGGAGAAAGAGCUACCUUUAUAUUGACAUCAGUAAAUGGUCAGACUGUCGCGUCUUCUCGGAUAAGGACGUUCGGAUCCUCUAACAAUUGCGCAAUAGUUGGUUAUUUUUACCGCGCGUAAGGGACCGGUCUUAAAGGAACUGCUAGGGUGGGCUGGAGUGAUUUGGGAUGGGCCAUGGAAAAUCUUUGGGCAGUUGCGAUGGGCCGCCAAUUUUUUUGUAUGUCCACGGUUGGGCCACCAAACAAAAACCCAUGCAUGUCUACUUCAAAAAAUAAAGAUACAGUAUUAAUAAUAAAAGUAAACAAAACUAUCCAAAUUAUCAAAUGCAAAUUAUGCUAUUGAAGCCAGUACUUUGUUUAUACAACAACAACAAGUGGUUGAAUCACAGCAAAUACAGCCAACUGGAGAGCAGCUCAGUAUCAAUGUGUUGGUCAAGCUUGGUGGAAUUAUGUAUGUCAGUACAGUGCCGUGUAUAUUUACAAUGUUCAUACCUGCAAGUUGUUUUUGUUAUAAAAGUGUAUUUUCCCAAUUUAGAUUGGGUGGGUCAUGAAAAUUUUUUUGUAAAAUUAGAUGGGCUUUGAAAUUUUUAUCUACAUCCUAAGAUGGGUUACCGAACUUAUUGGCAAAAUUUGUGAUUUACCUCCAGCCCACCCUAUUGCAGUUACUUUAUGACCAGUCCCUAAUACAAAUAUAUACAAAAUUUGCGAACUUCAAAGGGCUAUAUUUUCUUCAUUUUAGAACUUUUGGCAACCAAUCUUUGCAGUUUUACUCAUUCUAAGACGCUUUUUCUAGCUGUGGUGUUGGAUUUCGUUCUUCUUGCCUUGAUCAAAAUUUAGUCUACAGCUCGAAUCGCCCAUUACAUACAUAAACUUCAAAAUCACAACUGCCAGUAACUAAUAUAUUUUUAUUUCGCGUUUAGAGAAAUUGCACAUCUGCAACACAAAGUCAGUCACUAUACAAGCAUGAUUGUAAGUAUAGAUCGCUGUUUAUCCGUAUGAUUUGAACCAGGGGCGUAGGAACCUUCGAAAAGUUGUGCGGGGGGGCAGGCUUUGAGGGGCACUUUUCCCCCAAAUAGGACAUCUCCAAAUUUGUAGUUGGCGACCCCCCCCCCCCGUCGCCAAAAAAAUUUCGGUCAGUGUACCAUUUUAGGGGUCCAAAAAAAAUUUUCCGGACAUAUCCCAAAAAUAUUUUCAGGAUAAACAAAAUUUUUUUCGUAAAUACUAAAAAAAUUUUCCGGAAUACAAACAAAAUUUUCCGGAUAUACGUUUUUUUCCGCAAUUUUUAACAUUUUUCAGGAAAUAACGUACAUUGAAGUUUUCAAAAGUGCAACUUGGGUUAAAAAUACAAUUUUAAUGAAAAAUUUUUACGCACAAAAAGGGCACUUUGCUUCGGGAAAAAGGUUACUUGCCAAAACUUGGGGGGCCCCCCUGCCCCCCCCCCGGUUCCUACGCCCCUGAUUUGAACAUUUCAAAGCCGCAUAUUGAUGUACUUAAAGUUAUUGUCUCUCCUAGAACUUACCAAUCCACAACGAAUUCGAUGACGACGACGAAGAGGAUAUUGAGUUUGCAAAUUAUUUAUCACGAAACAUCAAGGUUAGUUCAGAAAUCCUUCCUCUGCAUCAAUGAAAUGAAAACAGUGAAAAUGUGUCUCCGAUGGAUUGAAAUAUAAUACAUAAAUAAAUUAAUACUUACCCUGGAUUCCAGAGCCUUCGACAGUAAAUAAUAAAUUGAAAUGUCGCGAAGGCUCUGGUUCAACGGGGCGAUUCUUUGAUUAAACCGAGCCAAUCACAAAACAGAAUUAGUGGUAAUUACUAAAACCACUAAUUCUGUUUUGUGAUUGGCGCGGUUUAAUCAAACAAUCGCCCUGUUGAACCAGAGCCUUCGCGACAUUUCAAUUUAUUAUUUACUGUCGAAGGCUCUGGAAUCCAGGGUAAUUAAUACUAAGCUUGCAAGCAAGCUGCGAGCGCUUUUUAUCCAAUCACAAUGCUCGACAGUUUACAUAACGGUGUAGUGGACUGGAACACAGGCUAGCAAAGGUCACGAUAGAUUUAGAUAGAUCCUUUAACAUGCCUUGGUCAAAAUGUGUCAUUGUAUCAAGUCCGACAUUUACAUAUCUUUUAUCCUAGAACCGUCGGGGAGGUAGCGUGGCGAGCCUGGAUGGUUCAGUUACCCCACCGUCAAUAACUCCCCCACCCACCCCCGUGUCCAAGUUCCUGGCCUCCGUCAUUCACAAUAAACGGAACACAAUUCAUGUAGAAAUACCUCGCUUUAGAAUACGAGGCAUUGGUCGAGUCUCUUAUCAUGUCUUUGAAGUCAGGGUAAGUUGUAUUUAUCUAUUAAACAACUUAGUUUUACUGAAAUGUACUAUUUAACGUACCAGGAACCUAGGAAAUUAUGUAGUAAUACAGCUAAUUCAAUAGACCAUUUCCGAAUUACGCCAAGAACAAUGUGUCAAGAACAAUAACACCAAGUCGCGGUUUUGUACCAAUAUUUUAAUAUUUUAGGUGAGUCAUUGCAAGUCUCAACUUGAUUCUAAUUUGGGAAAUCUAAAUAGCCGUUCUUGUUACAGGUCACUGUAGGGGAUGAGAUGUGGACAGUAUUUCGAAGAUAUAAGAAAUUCCGAGAAAUGCACAAUGAUAUUAAACAUAGACACCCAGAGGUGAGGAACACCGUAUACUCAUACUGUACUCUAUAUAGAUAGUACUGAUUAGAGAAUUAACGUUUAUUUGUGAUGUGUGUAGGUUCGCAACAUCAGUUUUCCACCACGAAGAUUUUUUGGCAACAGAAAUGAAUCCUUUGUUAUGCUACGGAAGGAUAUGUUGGAG
This is a messenger RNA of Paramuricea clavata, 18200 nucleotides long. NCBI's taxonomy places the organism in Eukaryota, Metazoa, Cnidaria, Anthozoa, Malacalcyonacea, Plexauridae. The record is from the annotation of a GenBank genome assembly.